Molecule: messenger RNA, 3051 nt
Organism: Eleginops maclovinus (Patagonian blennie)
Lineage: Eukaryota; Metazoa; Chordata; Actinopteri; Perciformes; Eleginopidae
Product: ras-related protein Rab-37-like
Exons: 9
Coding region: 501-1190 (229 amino acids)
Biological process (GO): regulation of exocytosis
Molecular function (GO): GTPase activity; GTP binding
Source: RefSeq, a predicted model, not a curated record
CCUCUCGCACCUCCACAUGUGGCGGAUGAGUCAGCCAGCAGUACGCUUGACCCCCACAGCUGUUAUUGGGCACAAUGUCAGCCUGAAAACCUGCCUGGUGUUUUCUCUGCUAAGAAAACAGUGUUGUUGUCGUUGGGUGCCGACGUCCUCACACGAUCAGUUGACCAAGCUGCCCACGCCAGGAUGCAGAGAAAUGUUUCCGCCUGUUUGCCAUCACCGCUUUGUUGACUGCUGGUGGACCUAGAAGAUUGGUUUUCAAGUUCCGUCUUCUUACUGUGCGGUAUUAAGGUGUGAUUUAAAAAAAAAUCUCUUCCUUCUUUGGAAGCGCCUGGUGAUCAUUUUGUGGCCACGCGCAGUAAUGCGAGCAGAAGGGGCUCGCGGACACCGGGACUGAGCGGCGGAGAUCUCGAGGACAACGUGCGCGUCUUUCUUGGAUACAUCUCGGAGAUAAACUGCGCUUUGGCUUUUUCUCAGCCUGCGCGUCUUUUCUUGGCUUUGCGAUGUCCGAAAGAAAUACACUGUUGGAGGAAAAGCAGGCUAAAAACGGAACGUCUAAAUAUGUGUUGGAGAGAUGCGCUUCUGUUAACGAAUAUUAUGAUAUUGCCUUCAAGGUGAUGCUGCUGGGAGACUCGUCCGUGGGGAAGACGUGUGUCUUGGUGCGCUUUAAAGACGGGGCAUUUCUGGGAGGCAACUUUAUAGCCACCGUUGGAAUAGACUUUAGGAAUAAAGUGGUGGAUGUCGACAACCUGAAAGUCAAACUCCAGAUCUGGGACACAGCGGGCCAAGAGAGAUUCCGAAGCGUAACGCACGCCUACUACAGAGAUGCCCAGGCGUUACUUCUGCUUUACGAUAUCACCAGUAAGCUGUCAUUUGACAAUAUCAGGGCUUGGCUGACUGAAAUUCACGAGUAUGCCCAGAAGGAUGUGGUCAUCAUGUUGCUCGGCAACAAGGCAGACGUUGCUGCAGAGAGGGUCGUGAAGACGGAGGAUGGAGAGAAACUGGCGAAGGAAUACGGUGUACCAUUUAUGGAGACCAGUGCGAAGACCGGAGUCAAUGUGGAGCUGGCCUUUCUCGCCAUAGCAAAGGAGUUGAAGCACAGAGCCACACAGCAGCAGAAUGAGCCCAAGUUCCAGAUACACGACUACAUCGAGUCUCAGAAGCACAAGUCUGGCUGCUGUGGCCACAUGUAGCUGACAAUGAUCCCAAGGCAGAGACACACAGAGAGAGAAGGAGGGGAAGGAAGGGAGGGAGUUGGAUCGAGGUAAAAAUAAAAUAAAGUCUGCUCUCUAACAUAAAAGCCAAUCCCAGCACCAAACCUGAGAAGCAGACAACCUCGACUACACCACUGGGCUUUAAACUCAAAUGGAAAGUGAAUCUGGAUUGGCCGCCAUCCCUUAUCUGAAAUGUGAAUUUGAAACUCUUUUUAUGUCAGUUGUAGAAAUGUUUGUGAUCUUUGUGGUGACAGUUGUAUCAAAUUAGAAGUCAGGAGUUGCAAUCUGAAAUGCAAUAUCUCCAGGGACACGGAAAACAUAAUUAUCUUUCUAUUCUAAAAAGCUGCAAACGCAUCAUUGGUCGUUUUGGAUGAAAACUAUGGCACCCUUGUGAUCGAUGUAGAUCUGAAGAGUUUAUCAUUUGGGAAGAGGAGAUGGGCAGACACAAUAAGGGUAACAACUCACUCAAAUUCGUUUCAGGGUAAAAUAUUCAAUUCAUGUGGUUGUGCGCUGAAGACAGCACGGUUCUCGGCAGGUGUUGUCUUUACCGCCAAAGAAUGGAAAUAGAUCCUUGCGUUUCUUGGCUCCUGCAAAUGCUAUUGCAACUGGCAGGGGUCAAGAUGCAAGUCUUUUUAUAGUGUGCAGCAGGAAUCAGUCGAAACCCAUUAAAUUAGUUAGCCUUUUUGCAAUACUGGUUUUUUUCCUUAACUUUUGCAACUUGUAGAUUCAUCAAUGAAUCCCUCUGAGAGGAAAAGCUUUUGUAUGACAGGUAAGGAGUUGUGAUGUUGACAUCGAUGCAACCCUGGUGUAGUUGCGAUUGCAUAUAUGUUUUCAAAAAUCAGUACAGUUCCUUGUGAAGAUUGGCUUGCUGGGAAAAAAAAGUAUCAUAAACUUUUAUUUGCCGACUUACUUACAAAAAUACUUCACCCCUGCAGCACAGCAGAGAAUAAGCCUGAACCACACUUUCAAAUCCAAGUAGGCGUCUGUAACUUUGUGAGUUUUGUUUGUUCCAGCAGCAGACACUGAAAAAACGGAGUUCGAUCAAAUUCUCACAAGUGCCACAUUUUUCAUCCUGCAGUCUGCAGAGCCGGACUCAUGAUUAAUGGCAGUUUUAUCCAAACAAUCAAUACGACUGUUGGUGUGGAUAUCGCAUUUUGCCCUGCAGCUCUUCGUUUGUUUCCAUCCCUGUUUGACCAGGCUGUGAACUGAACCCCCUUUUGGCCUUACAGUCCUACUCAUUAUUUCCUUUGAUAAUUUGGCGUGUUUGAGAAGUGGACGUCAGUCUCACAGUCAGAUUGUAGCUCAAAUGAUCAUGUCUGUUCGCAUCUGUACUGCUGUUAGGUAGAAUAAAGCCAACUUUUUAAGGGCGCUCGCCCGCUGUGUGUCUGUCUGUACAUUCAAUUCAGGGCCAGUGACACUUCAUUUAAAGUACUGUACAUGUACGUAAAUGUGCUGGUUGAGUAACCCACUGUCACACCGGGCCUUAUACAAAGAGAUAAUUAUCAUUAUUUUCUCAUCUUUUGGUUAGAGAUACCUUUGCAUGCUAUUUACAUUUUAACCAUUCGCAAACACAGACAUGCUCGCAGAACUCCCGGAACAUAGAUGUGUCUCCUCUAAAGAUGGAUGUUGUUGUGUAGACUGUACCCAAGCUGUAUUUGUUCAUGCACCACAUUUUGUAACUCGUUUCUUUGUACAAUGUUCAUUAUGAAUGUUUGCUUGUGGAAUUUGCUGGCUGUCACAUUCGUCCCUCUACUGAGGCGUCACAGUGAUCACAAAGUGCCAUGAAAAAGUGCUUUGUUAUCAUAUUAGAUAUAUAAAACAAAGUAUAUUUUGUAAUGUA